CCCAUAUCAAUAAAACCAUCAUGGCACUUUUAUCCUCCAAAACUCUCAUCAAGGCCCAUGCCUGGGGUUUGUUUAUCCUCGCCGUCUACCUAAUGCGAUCGCCCGAAUUCAUCACCGACUCCGAUAUCGUGUUUAUGCUGGGGGAGGUUCUACGCAUUGAUGCAGCCCCAUCGCUGUCGCGCCCACAAUCCCCCUUCGCCGCCUGCGGCAUUCUCCUAAUCGCCGAAGCCCUGGUCGACCUGAUUCUCGUGACGAAAGUUCCACCUCUCAACGAGGUCGUCGAGAUGGCCGAAGCAGCGCGCCAGCACUCCUCCAUUCCGGUCGCAGGAGCCAUGCGGACAAACCCCUUCCUUACCCGACUCGCCACCAUGUACUCGGAGAUCUGGACGCUGCUGUCCGCCUCGCGUUUCUGUCUUUUCUUCGCCGUGUCGUUCUUCAUCUACCAGGGUAAACAAGUCGCAUUGGGAGUGGGAACUACCCCGGCUGCGGGCUAUGGGGCUGCACCGGAAGCGGUGUCCGGUCUGGAUCAUCUGAAGAGCCGGGUGAUCUUCACUUACGGGUUCAUGGAGAUGAUGUUCUGGUUAUGGAUCUAUCUCACGGUCCGUGACGAGCGACAGGAGAUCGCGGCUCGCAUCGUCGACGGAGAUAGGCAGGUGCAGUAAAUGCUGUAUCGAUCGGGACAGUCGGUUGGAGAGCAAUCUCCUCUUCCAUGACCUCAGAGAUCAUCAAUCCCAUCUACGCACCAUUCCGAUUACCACACACACCCUGGUCCCCUUUCUCGGUUCAGUCGUGCUGCUGAUGAUAGAAGGAGUUAUGUACGGGGCGUGUUUCAUUGAAUCCGUACGGUGGAGAUCCAUCACAGUACUGGAAGGAGUAAUUUUUUGACAUGGAGUCGGCACGUCUCAGGAUCGCUGUCUAUAUUUACCGACCUCUAUCAGCCUUCCUCGGCACCAGUAUUACAUUCUCGAGCUGGUUCUAUACAGAUCAUGCUCGUGUCAUAGAACCUUCGAGGGAUAUGGUCACGCUGGGAGACACCUUGGCAGAAAGUGCAGACUCAUCGCCGGCUUCAUCGGUGUCCGAAUACUAAAAUCCCUUGCAAUGUUUGGGUAAACGCCCUUGUCAACGAGUCGAUGUCAUACAUUGCGGAGACACCCGGCGUUUUGCGGGGAUCACGAAAACCGACCUGGG
Aspergillus candidus is the source of this 1188-nucleotide messenger RNA. RefSeq lists its product as uncharacterized. Lineage: Eukaryota; Fungi; Ascomycota; Eurotiomycetes; Eurotiales; Aspergillaceae. Bases 21 to 662 code for a protein of 213 amino acids. The transcript has 3 exons. The record is from RefSeq and is a predicted model, not a curated record.